Molecule: messenger RNA, 2755 nt
Organism: Pararge aegeria (speckled wood butterfly)
Lineage: Eukaryota; Metazoa; Arthropoda; Insecta; Lepidoptera; Nymphalidae
Gene: Not10
Product: CCR4-NOT transcription complex subunit 10
Exons: 2
Coding region: 915-2618 (567 amino acids)
Biological process (GO): mRNA catabolic process; negative regulation of translation
Cellular component (GO): CCR4-NOT complex
Molecular function (GO): protein binding
Source: RefSeq, a predicted model, not a curated record
CACUUAGUAAGCGGACGUGACCUGCAUGUACAAUUGCUAAGCACUUGACUCGAAGUCCGCAGUUGUUCUGGAUGGAUUCUCUAUGAUGAUGGAUGAUGUCUCACACUGCACACGGCACUCCUAAGGAACAUAAUAAUCAAACGAGUUAGGGAGAGCCCACACAAUUCGGAUUGUAUCGCUCUACACGAUGCGUGAAACAUAGACAUGUAAAGAGGUUCAUACACAGGGCAACCAAUCGCAAUAGAAAUUGCAAGAUUGACAGAUUGUCCAGAAGAUGUCCAGAAACCUAUGGUCUAACCCGUAUCCAUGCAAGUACACUCACGUAAGUCUCGAGAUUCUUGCUAUGCCGUUGAAUUAUUGUCCAUUAACCCAUUCCAAAUAUCACGCGUGAAAGCUAAUUGCAAAAAGCGUCAAGCCGAAACCAAAGAUGUAAUAAUAUGUCAGUAGUUACCCGGCAUAUACCUAUUCGAUGAGACGGGAUAUGAGGAGGGCUGGUUGAUGCUCACCAAGAUCAUCAUAAGCCCUCCUUUUCAGUAACGAUUGUAUUAUCAGUGAUUACAUAUCUUAAUAAUACUUAAACAUAAAAACAUAGUAACAUAUUAAAUCAAUGUAUAAAGCGAGGAUUAAACAUCAGCUGUCGUUGAUGUUGAAGAAGUUACUGAAUCGGAAAGCAGAAUAUACAAAGCCAUUACUUUAGACGUAAUAAAAUAAAAACAAAUGAGUUGUGACUAGACUCGUCAAACGUACUAUUUGUAUUCUCAUUGUCUCAAAAGUCAAAAGGAAACUAGAACCCAGAGCUGUAAAAUCCUUAAUCGGUAUGUCAAAACUCAGAGGUAUUUAAAAAAAUAACAAACUGGGCAGGAUUGUGGUUUCUGUCAUUAAAAAAAGAAAAUAAUUGAAAUAAACACCUAAUAAUGGCUAACUUUAAAGAAGAAUUAGCAGUAUUGGCCUACCAGAACUAUUUGAAAAAAGACUUUACGUCGGCAUUGCAGAAUCUAAGUGACUUGGAGGGUAUUGUAGCCAACAAUAACACGUUACUAAAAAGGGUACAACACAACAAGGCUGUAGUAGAAUUUGCGGCCAGUGAUCUCAAAAAUAUCGACAAAUUUAAAAUGGCCAUCGGUCAUAUAGCAAAUCUCACCUUUACAGACAUCGAUAUCAAAGAUUUGAGUGUGCCGUGCAUGUUAUACAAUUAUGCAGUGUUAUUGUACCAUUCCAGGUAUUACUAUCAAUGUGUAGUUAUUUUAGAAAAACUAUUAACGAGUAAGAAUAUAAAGGAUGUAAAACUGCAUAAUCAAAUUGUAUUGCUGCUGCUUGAAGCUACAUUAUGUAGGCGUACAUAUGAAAAGACUCUAGAAAUUGCAAAAACUUAUGGUGACUCAUUGAAAUCUAACAACGAUGUUAGUUCCUUGUAUGAAAGACUUGUUUCAAGGGCUCAACUUUAUCUGGGAUACAAGAUUAAGUUAAAACCGGACUCUAUUGAAAAUGUAUUUAUUGUAGCCCAACAGAAGUACCUUAAUGGAGAUAUUAUAGAUGCAGCUAACACCCUUGGCCAAUAUAGGACAAUAAAGUAUAAUUAUGAUCUUAAAACUCAAGGUGAAGACAUAUGGGCGGCUAUAAAUAAUAAUCUUGGUGUUAUAUAUCUAUCAAUCAAAAAGCCAUACUUGGCCUCCAAAUAUUUUCAGCAUGCUGUAAAGGAACAUUUUAAAGCUAUGGACAAUGAUGAUAGUGAUAUUUUAAUAGUGUGUAAAGAUAGACCACUUUAUGUGUUUAAUUUAGGACUGGCACUACUUGCUGCAAGUAAUUCUGAAGGAGCAUUUGAGUGUUUGGUAGAAGCUGCUCGGCAUUAUCCAAACAAUCCUAGAAUUUGGUUAAGGCUUGCUGAAUGCUGUGUAAAAAAAUGUUGCAGUGAUGAAGCUCAACCUUUCACUGUAAAAAAAUUAGGCAGUGGACCACAUACAAAAAUUUUACUAACAAAAGAGAAUAAAGAAAAAUAUCCUGUAUGUGGAGAUUCAUUUGCCAUACCCUCACUAUCUUUAGAGUUUGCAGCACUUUGUUUGAAGAAUGCAAUUUCAUUGCUCCCUGAUCAAGAAACGUCAGGAAGUUCAUCUGCAGGUUUCAUCCAAGCUCCACCUGGGCCACCUAUUAAUUGGAAACAGAGAUGUGAUUUGAAGAAUUCAAUCCUUGUUCUUCAAAGUUAUAUUUUCCUGCAAUUACAAGAUCCCUUAUCAGCUCUCAUGAGUGCUAAUGAGCUGUUGACCCAAUCAGAUGCAACAAAUGGUCAAAAAGCAUGGGCCCAUAUUUAUGCAGCAGAAGCGUUAAUUAAUCUUGAUAAAACGAAUGAUGCUGCUGACCAUUUGCAUCCUCCUAUGAUUCAUGACUUGGUCUCUGAUGCCCCUAGUCAUAUACGAGAUAUGGUAGCUAUUUCUGUUUGGGCAAAGGCAGCUGUAUGCCAAAUUUUGAGGGGAGAUUUACUAACAGCGAGAAAGAUUUUACUGCAAAUCAAUUCACCACAAGUUUUACCUCUCCAAAUGUACUUAGAAAUUUGUACAGGGAAUAUUGAUAAUUGCCAUACAAUUUUACGCAAAAUACGUACAUCAAAUAGUUCAAAUUUCUAAGGAAGAAAUUGUAUGAAAUGUUAAUUUAUCCUGUUUAAUGCUAGUCAUUAAUAUAAAAACAAUUUUCCAAGUUUUCAAUAUAUUUAGCAAAACUUAAUUUUAUAGUAUGAUCAUGAUGUUGUAAAUAUUCAGCCAGA